Messenger RNA from Arvicanthis niloticus (Nile rat), 2166 nucleotides. RefSeq names its product glutamine rich 2 (gene Qrich2). NCBI's taxonomy places the organism in Eukaryota, Metazoa, Chordata, Mammalia, Rodentia, Muridae. Gene Ontology annotation, cellular component: sperm flagellum. Gene Ontology annotation, biological process: cell projection assembly; flagellated sperm motility. The record is from RefSeq and is a predicted model, not a curated record.
AGUUCUCAGUUAACAGUCUGGAGCCCUAUUAGGGACUCUCUAGCAAUGGAGGCCAUUGCAAGGGGCUGCUGGGUACCCACUGCCUCAUCCAUGACAUAGAAGAGGGCUGAAUAACCAGACAGCUAGCUCCCUUUGGGAAGCCAACACCCAGGCCUGUCUGAUGCUUGGCUUCCUCUGUGCUUGUAGCUGGACAAGAUACAAAAGCUUCUGGACAUCGACCCCUCUUCGGGGAAGGAAGUGAAGCCUAGCCAUCUGAGCUUGCAGCUGGGCAUCCUCAGGGUCACGGUGUCUGACAUCGAGAAGGAGCUGAUGGAACUGAGAGAGAGCCAGGAUCGAGGCAAGGCCUCCAUGGAGAAUUCUGUCUCUGAGGCCUCUCUUUACCUGCAGGAUCAGUUGGACAAGCUCAGAACCAUCAUUGAGAGCAUGCUGAGUAGCUCCUCCACGCUGCUGUCCAUGAGUAUAACCCCGCACAAGUCCACAGCCGGCCUAGUGCCUGGCCAGAUUGACCCUGAGGCCACCUGUCCAGCCUGCAGCCUGGAUGUGAGCCACCAAGUCAGCCUGCUGGUACAGCGUUACGAGCAGCUACAGGACAUGGUCAGUGGCCUAGCGGCCUCCAGGCCCUCCAAGAAGGCCAAGCUGCAGAGCCAGGACGAGGAGCUGCUGGGCCACGUGCAGAGCGCCAUCCUGCAAGUCCAGGGCGACUGUGAGAAGCUCAACAUUACUACGAGCAAUCUCAUCGAGGACCAUCGGCAGAAGCAGAAAGACAUUGAAGUGCUGUAUCAGGGGAUAGAAAGGCUGGAGAAAGAAAAGGCCGACAGAGAGCACCUGGAGAUGGAGAUCGACGUGAAAGCCGACAAGAGUGCUCUGGCAUCCAAAGUGAGCCGGAUCCAGUUUGAUGCCACCACAGAGCAACUCAACCACAUGAUGCAGGAGCUGGUGGCCAAAAUGAGUGGACAGGAGCAAGACUGGCAGAAACUUCUGGACAAGCUCCUGGCAGAGAUGGACAGCAAGCUGGACCGCCUGGAGCUGGACCCAUUGAAGCAGAUGCUGGAGGAUCGCUGGAAAUCACUGCGGCAGCAGCUCAAAGAGCGCUCUCCACUCUACCAGGCAGAUGAGGCAGCUGCCAUGCGGAGGCAGCUUUUGGCUCAUUUCCACUGCUUGUCCUGUGACCGUCCCUUGGAGACAACUGUGACUGGACAAGUCAUCUCUAUGACCCCCAUAAUUCCGAGCAUGCCAGGGCACCGAUCUGUCCGGCCUUACACUGUGUUUGAACUAGAACAGAUCCGACAGCAGAGCAGAAACCUGAAGCUGGGCAGCAGUUUCCCUCGAGGGGAUCUGUCGCAGAUGGAGAGGAGCGUGGGGCGCCUGCGCAGCAUGCACUCCAAGAUGCUGAUGGACAUCGAAAAGGUGCAGAUCCACUUCGGGGGUUCUGUGAAGGCCAGCAGCCAGAUGAUCCGAGAGCUGCUAAACGCCCAGUGCCUCAGCCACCCAUGCUACAAACGGGGAGCAGAUACAGCAGAUUACACCUACUCAACUGUACCUCGUCGCUGUGGGGGCAGCCACACCCUCACCUACCCCUACAGGCGAAACCGCCCACAGCACCUGUCUCCACUGGAGGAGAUCCAGAUCGCCAUGAAGCACGAUGAGGUUGAUAUCUUGGGCCUUGAUGGACACAUCUACAAGGGACGGAUGGACACACGGUUGCCCGGAAUCCUAGGGAAAGAUGCCCCAGGAAUGGCAAAACACAGCAAGGCUAAGCUCCAGCAGCUGCAGCAACUCCAGCAGCUCCAGCAGCUCCAACAACUGCAGCAGCUGCAGCAGCUGCAGCAGGCCCAGCAUGCCCGGCCCCACAUGCACAGACAGCCGAACAUGGGCACCAUGGGCACUCCACCGUCUCGGCCUCAGAGUGCACAGAUGUUAGCUGACAGCAGUGCAGUUCCUUCAGGGCAAAAGAAAGACAGACCAGUCUCCUCUGAGGGGCGUCUCCUGCAGUCGAACAUGAGUCACUCAUCCAUCCCCACAGACAUGGCAAGUCUGCAGGGUAACCAAUCUGGGCUGAAUAUGCACAUAGACGUGCCUCCCGGGGAGGGGCUGGAGGAGCCCACCCGGGGACCACGGUCCACCACCGCUCACUGAACAGUGACAUAAAUAAACGUUUUUAAAAAG